ACACACAACUUAAAGAGAGAAAAAAAGACACUCAUAUUCUUACUAAUAUUUUCCAUUUUUAACAAAAUAUUAAAAUUGAGAUGUCUACAAUAUUGGGGUAGAGCAGAGUAUUUAUAUCCCCCACGAGCCUUUGCAUCUUCCUGCACCUUCAUCACCUCUCCUCUCUCUUUCUGUUUUCUUUCCGGAGACAUUUGUCUGACUUAAUAUCAUCAUCAAUCACCAUUACUCAAACAAAGCCUUGAGAAAGAAAGAAAAAAAAAUGAUACAAGAGAAGAAACAUGACCUAGUAAUAUUAGCAUAAUGGUCAGAUCACACAAGCAAGAACCACGCGUCUCUACUACUUACAUCCGAUCUCUCGCGAAACAACAACUUGCUUCUUCCGCCACUAUGACUACAACCACCACAACCGCAGAUAGCAGCAAAACCCCAACGCAAACGCAAACGCAGACGCACAAGAAACAAGUGAGAAGAAGGCUCCACACGAGCCGUCCUUACCAAGAGCGUCUCCUUAAUAUGGCCGAAGCUCGUCGCGAAAUCGUCACCGCCUUAAAACAACACCGUGCUUCCAUGAGACAAGCCGCCAGAGUUCCACCGCUUCAACCGCCACCUCCACCGCAUAUUCCUUUUUCUGCACCAACUCCUCCAGAUCCAUAUUCUUGGUCGAAUCCACAUCUCAACUUCCUCCUCCCACAUCAACCGUUAGGGCUAAACCUCAACUUCGACGACUUCAUCCAAACCUCAUCGUCAUCUUCUUCAUCAUCAUCAUCGUCUAGUUCAUCUUCAUCAUCCUCAUCGAUGUUUCCUACGACGAAUCGGCACAUCUACUCCUCCCCUUCACCACCCCUUCCCACCUUCGCCGCCACAUCCGAUUAUUUUCCUCAUCAACCGCCAAAUCAGCUGAUGGAAGCGGAGAACAACGUGGCGACGUCAGCUUGGUGGUCAGAGCUCAUGAUGAAGACGGUGGAGCCGGAUGUAAUAAAGACGGAAGAAGAAGUCGCAGUAGCCGAAGAUGACGUCUUCCCAAAGUUCAGUGACGUCAUGGAGUUUCCUUCGUGGUUGAAUCCAACUGAUGAAGAAUUGUUUCAUCAUCCAUACAAUCUCACUCAUUACUCCUCCUCUCACAAUCCUCCACUAACCUGAUCGGUGUUGUUCUUCCGGAAUCACCGGCGGUUCUGCAUAAACUUCAGUAAUUUGAGUUCAGACAACACAGAACCCUUUUGUCUUUUCUUGUUUUUUUUUUUAAAUUUCUUCUUGGUCAUUAAUUAGACUGUUUGAUUAAAAAUAUGAAGAAGGCGAGUAAAAUUUGUGGAAUGAGAAGGAUACACAUCGGUUUAUCGCAUGAUCUGAAGCUGUCCCGUUUUGUUUUUUUGGUCCAAUGAUAAUAUUGCCGACAUCUAUAAAACACUAUCCUUACCCCAUUUUCCUGAACUGUCCCACAACGGUCUUGACGUCAUCCCAAUAAAAUAAUUGUUGUGUUAUUUCAUUUUUUUAAGAUGGUUGUGUUAUUUUACUUUGUUAAGAUUGUUGUCUUAUCAUUGCUCUUUUUUUUUGUAA
This is a messenger RNA of Brassica napus (rape), 1554 nucleotides long. Its product is annotated as ELL-associated factor 1-like. Bases 301 to 1140 code for a protein of 279 amino acids. The transcript has 2 exons. The record is from RefSeq and is a predicted model, not a curated record. Lineage: Eukaryota; Viridiplantae; Streptophyta; Magnoliopsida; Brassicales; Brassicaceae.